Carcharodon carcharias (great white shark) is the source of this 2337-nucleotide messenger RNA. RefSeq lists its product as uncharacterized. The record is from RefSeq and is a predicted model, not a curated record. The transcript is spliced from 3 exons. Gene Ontology annotation, molecular function: DNA-binding transcription factor activity, RNA polymerase II-specific; RNA polymerase II cis-regulatory region sequence-specific DNA binding. Gene Ontology annotation, biological process: regulation of transcription by RNA polymerase II. NCBI's taxonomy places the organism in Eukaryota, Metazoa, Chordata, Chondrichthyes, Lamniformes, Lamnidae. Bases 1 to 1242 code for a protein of 413 amino acids. Gene Ontology annotation, cellular component: nucleus.
AUGUCCGAGGCUAAAGCUCCGAGAUUCAGCGACGAGGCGGUGGAGAUCCUGGUGCAGCAGGUGAGGUCCCGCCAGGAAGUCUUCUACCCCUCGGACGGGAGGAGGAUGCCCCGGCAGACCCUCCGCCAGGCCUGGGACGAGGUGGCGCUCAACGUGAACGCCAGGACUGAGAUCGUCAGGACGGGGCUGCAGUGCCGCAAGAAGUUCAACGACCUCACCAGGACAGCAAGGGACAAGCUGGCCCACAAACCAAGGAAGAAGAGCUGCAUUCAAGACCUCACCCAGAUGGAGCAGGAGGCACUGGAGAUCAUGUGGACAGGCAGCAGGCGACGAAUGCAGAGUGACGUCGCUGGAGGACAGUUGGCACAGGGUCUGUACCAUUACUUGGGCUCCGGCAUGCAAGAGAUGGAUGGGGAACACCUGAUGGGAAACGCGUUGUCACCGCCCGCUGCAGCCUUCCAAUUCGCCAGUGGGGGACUCGGCGAUGGACGGGAUGGGCAUUCGACGGGGUACACCCAGGCCGAUUCAUUCGGGGACGGUGCCCAGAAGCCGGACACGGCAGGGAGGACGGUGCCGGGCGCCUGUGACCGGAGGGGCAGCUCCGACUCGAGCAGUGCUGACGGGGGCGAGGACGUGGAGUUCAGUGGGCCAGCCUUCAAGAGGAAGAUCUUCCACGUGCAUCACCAGCUGCUCGAGGCCUUGGACAGCGUGUCCAGAAGCUGCCUCACUCUGUCCGAGAGGAUGGAGGAGUCCGUCGCAGCCCUGGGUGGCCUCCUGCCGCAAGGCCUUGGCACCCUGCAGACCACCGUGGAGCGCGUGGUCAGCUCAGCCAAUGCUGCCGCCACAACCCCCGAGCGCCAGGCAGCAGCACCGGCGUUGGCAUCGUUGAUCGAAGCUCAAACCGGUGCCAUUCAGGCCCUGGCCUGCACCGUCUCCUCCGGUUUGGAAAGGCUGGGGGUGCACGUCGACAGGGGCUUUGGUCGUGUCGCCCAUCUCCUGCAGUCUGCGGUCCCGCAGGCUGGCGCCGCGUCCCGGCCGCCCUGUGGGGGCAGCACUGCGAGGGUGGCAGAUCCUGCCUUCUCGCGGGAAGGCAGCGCACCCAUCCCCUCGGCCGUCCCUCAACCAACAAGUGGCCCGCAGCCAGGGAGAGGACGAGAUCGGCCUGCGGUGACCACAGCGAUGAUAGUGCAGCCCGCAGCCAAGUCCCUUCAAACACGACCUCUGAGAGAUCGCAGGCCAUGAGCAUCUCUUCAAACCUGAGUGAUGACUAUGGACUCCACACUCCUCCCGUUGAAACCACAGGAGCACCUUGCAGAAACACGAGAGUAGCAAAGAGCAUUGACAUCUUGUUCGUAAUGCUGGCUUCUAGCAUUUGUAUAAGCUGUUCAUAUAUUAACCUUUGACAUUCACACUUUGUAACACUGGGUUGAUGUAUUGUAAGAAUUGAGGAAAGACUUGCAUUUCUAUAGCGCCCUUCCUGACCUUAGGAUGUCCCCGAACCCUUAACAGCCAAUGAAUCACUUUCUGAAGUGUAGUCACUGUCAUGAUGGAGGAGAGACAGCAGCCAAUUUGUGCUCGGCAAGCUCCUACAGACAACCAUGUGCAAAUGACAAGAUGAUCGGUUUUAGUGAUGUUGGUUGAGGGAUAAAUUUUGGAAAGGACACUAGGGGAACUUCCCCCUCCCUCCGACCCCGAAGAUGAGGCUGUGUAUGAGUGUGAGAUUAUAAUUAUGACAGUACCCAACAGAGAGAGAUUGCUGAAAGUGAGGGUGUGUGUGUAUCUGUGUGAGUGAGACAAUUCUCCAUCCUCCACUUUGAAUGGGAAAACUGUCAAGUCAUCGCUUGUUUGUCCAGCAAGGUGGAUAAAGGGGAACCUGUAGAUGUGCUCAUGGAUUUCCAAAAGGCAUUUGAUAAAGUGCCAUGUCAAAGGUUACUACACAGGGUAAGAGAACAUGGUAUAGGGGUGACAUAUUAGCAUGGAUAAAGGAUUGGAUAGCUAACAGGAAGCAGAGAGUAGGGCUAAAUGGGUCUUUUUUGGGUUGGCAAGCUGUAACAAGUAGAGUACCAUGGGCCUCAACUAUUAUCUACAUCAGUGACUUGGAUGAAGGGCCUGAAUGUGUGGUAGCUAAGUUAGCUGAUAACACCAAGGUAGGUAGGGAGGUAAGUUGACAAGAGGAGGUAGAGAGUCUACAAAGAGAUAGACACAGGUCAAAUGAGUGGGCAAAAAUUUGGAAAUAGAGUUGUAAAAUGUGAACUUGGCCACUUUGGCAGGAGGAAUAAGAAAGUAGUAUACUACUUAAAUGGAGAGAGAUUGCAGAACUCGGUGGUACAGAGGGAU